ACCUGCAACUUUUCAUUUUCGGUGUGGAUCGCGUUAUUCCAGUACAGCAGGGGGCGAUGAAGAUGUUGAUGCGCAUGUGCUUCUCUUCAAGAACAAGACCUUUGAAAAUGGUGUCUGUUGACAAAUAAUAACGAACUGCUAUACUCUACUUUUUAGUUUUGUAGCAUGAUUAAGACUUGGUUUGUGUAUGUAUUUUAAUAUAUACGUGUCGCUACGAGACAAAGGUAUAUCUCAAUCAAAGCCAAAUGUUUUUAAUGUAUUUUAUCUGUUUUUUUAUAUGCAGACAAACUAGCACACACAAAGUUGUGGUCAGAAGAAACAUCAAACAUCCUUUUGACUGCUCUUUGAAUAACUGUUGACGCUUAGCAUCCAUGAUAAUCUGGCUCGCAGGUUAGUUUGUCCAGUUUAUAGAGCUGGAUGAAAUGAGGCAGCAGUGCGAAAGUGAAAGCAGCAGCAGAAAGAUGGAAGAUCAACAACAUGAUCAAAAAGGAUCUGGAGCUGAUCUGCUCUCCAGGAUCGCUCUCAAUGAUAACAAGGCUGGCAUGGAAGGACUGGACAGAGACAAGAUCAACAAGAUCAUUCUGGAAACCUCUAAGGGAUCUAGAUUUUAUGAGAAUGAAUUGAAGAAAGAGCGGCAGGUGAAUCAGCGCAUUGAAAAGAUGAUGGAGCAAAAAGCAAAAAUCACUAAGGAACAGAUGAAACAAGCUCAAGCAGAGGUGGACAGACUGACAGUUGACCUGGAGAGGAGUCGAGAGCUGGGUCGUGUGAUCGUUCACGUGGACAUGGAUGCAUUCUAUGCUGCUGUAGAAAUGAGAGACUGUCCGGAGCUGAAGGACAAACCGAUGGCAGUGGGAUCCAUGAGCAUGUUGUCAACCUCCAAUUAUCAUGCCAGAAGGUUUGGUGUCCGUGCUGCCAUGCCCGGAUUCAUUGCUAAGAAGCUCUGUCCGGAUCUAGUCAUUGUCCCAACUAACUUUGACAAAUACAGAGCAGUGAGUGCCCAGGUACGGGAGAUAUUUUCAGAGUACGACCCUAAUUUCAUGCCUAUGAGUCUGGAUGAGGCUUAUCUGGACAUCACUGAGCACCUGGAGCAGCGCAAGCACUGGCCGGACACCAUGCGAACACACAAAAUCUGUGAUGCUAAGACAGAAAGCGAUGCAUGCAGAUCUACAAGUGAAUCAGAGAGAGAUGAAUUGUCUCCUGUGCUGUUUGAGGACAGUCCCAGCUCCUCUCCUUCUCUGUCAGGGGCUGAUGGGAAGGCGGAGGUGUUUGGGACGAGUGCAGAGGAGGCCGUGAGGGAGAUGCGCUUCCGUAUUGAGCAGAAAACAUCUCUUACUGCCAGUGCGGGCAUUGCCCCAAAUAUGAUGCUUGCAAAAGUAUGCAGCGAUAAGAACAAGCCCAAUGGCCAAUACCGAAUUCCUCCUGAGAGACAAGUCGUGAUGGACUUCAUGAAGGAUCUUCCUGUCAGAAAGGUAUCGGGUGUUGGAAAGGUUACUGAGAAGAUGCUGGCUGCUCUUGGUAUUGUCACCUGUUCUCAGCUUGGCCAGCAGAUGGCGCUACUAUCCCUGCUGUUUUCUGAAACCUCUUGGCAUCAUUUCCUUCACAUAUCUUUGGGUUUGGGCUCCACGUAUAUGGAGAGGGACUCAGAAAGAAAAAGCAUGAGCACUGAGAGGACGUUUGGGGAGAUGAGUGAUGCAGGGGAGCAGUAUUCUCUGUGCAAGGAGCUCUGUCAUGACCUGGCUCAGGACCUACAGAGGGAGGGCCUCAAGGGGAAAACUGUUACUUUAAAGUUGAAGAAUGUCAAGUUUGAAGUAAAGACCAAAGCAUUUACACUGCAGUAUGCUGUCUGUACUGAGGAGGAGAUCUUUGCUGCUGCUAAAGACCUUCUGAAAGUUGAGAUCGACAGUGUCAGCCCUCAGCCACUGAAACUCAGACUCAUGGGCGUUCGAGUGUCUGGCUUUAUCAGCACUGAAGAUAAAAAGCCUCUUCAAAAGAGUAUAAUGGGCUUUCUGCAGAAAGGUGGACCCGAUCCAGCCGGUUUCACACAGUGUCCUGGAUCAGAACCCAAAGCUGAAGAGGCUAGUGAUGGUGCCAGAUUUCUCAAGCCACAGUCCACUGAGAUGAAAGUACCCAAACCUCAAGCACCUCAGCAGCAGUCAUUCUUUCAAAGAGCCCAGUCCAAAAGACUACAGCAGCAGCAGGAACAAACAUCUGCCAGCACAGUCACAGACAAAACAAACAACACUCAAUCAGACACAACAAACAACACAGCUGCUAAAACACACGUGAAUCACUCUCAAUCAGACACAACAUCGGCUAACAAAAUGAAUACAGGAUACAUAAGCAAACUUGCAAAGGCGUCAUUUAAGAUUUCGACCCAGGUGCUGCAGUGUCUCACCUGUCCUGUGUGCAAUAAAGAAAUGAAGGAUGUAAACCUCACAGCCUUCAACCAGCAUAUCGAUGAAUGUCUGAAGGGCAGUGCGAUGGAUAGUAAUGAACACACAGAUUUAAGUGCAGCUGAGCGCCAAGAAGAGCUCAGUGGCGAACCAUCAAGUUUAGAAAGCAAGACUCUCGUCCAUUAUUCAUCAUGUAAUGAAGAGAAAGCGUCUACUAGCACCUCUGAGCCAAUGGCAGAUGGCGAUGACGGCAAUGACUUCAAGACUCCACAGUUUAGUCAAAGUAUGAUAAACAGAAACCAUUCAGUUGUUCUUAAAAAGCAGACAUCUCUUUCUGAAUCUAAAGUAAGAAGUUAUGAAGCUUCGCACUCAGCGCAUAAUCCUGUCCCGGAGAUGUCGUGUGAUUUGAAAGGCUCGUCUUUGGUGUGUCCUGUGUGCAAUCAGCCGCAGAGCACCGACGACCUUGUUCUGUUCAACCGGCAUGUGGAUAUGUGUCUUAACCAGGACGUUCUGCUGGAGUUUGGAGGAGCUCAUCCGCCUGUGGAUCAUUCAGCUGCUUCACCAGCAUUCAAGAACAUGAGAGGGCAAUUGGGGGACCAGGGAAAUGCUUCUAAAGUCAGAGAAAAGAGCAAAAGACGAGGAUCAUCUCCUCUUCCUCCCUCAAAGAAAACCAAAGUGUUGAGCACAAAACACACAAUCGACAAAUUCUUCAGAGGAAACACCAGACAGAACGUCUAAUUCUGCUACAAAUCCACACAGACCAUAUCCAGAAAAUAGGAAGAAGAGACAUGAUAAUCCAUGAGGACUUUGCUGGAUUCACUUCAGGGAAUAAUGUUAAUGCAAGUAAGAAAUCUGCAGACUGCAGAUUAAUAUAAGAUGAAGAAAAUGCCAAUG
Molecule: messenger RNA, 3287 nt
Organism: Danio rerio (zebrafish)
Lineage: Eukaryota; Metazoa; Chordata; Actinopteri; Cypriniformes; Danionidae
Source: RefSeq, a predicted model, not a curated record